Messenger RNA from Fundulus heteroclitus (mummichog), 1696 nucleotides. RefSeq lists its product as uncharacterized. The annotation marks the transcript as partial. The record is from RefSeq and is a predicted model, not a curated record. NCBI's taxonomy places the organism in Eukaryota, Metazoa, Chordata, Actinopteri, Cyprinodontiformes, Fundulidae. The transcript has 6 exons.
AGCAGCAGCCCUGGAUGUGUUGUGAUGUAAAAAUAGGAGGAGGGAAGCCGGCAGUUAUUCAGGACAGAGUCGGUCAAACUGAAGGAACGCCGGGAAGACGAGAGUUGUAGUCGGAAAACGCAGAUAGACUCAGAUCUGUGUAAAAUCCACAGAGGAACGUGAAAACCAGACGGAGUGAAUGAAAAGGACAGAAAUAAGAAACGCGAUGUUGUCCAAGAAGGAGGAGAAGAGGUCCUUCAGCAACGGACCUCUGAGAGACCAGUGGGAGAAGAGGGCCCAGAGCAUGGAGGACCAGUGCAAACAGGAGGCUGAAUGGAAGCGGAGAAGCUCCCUAAAAGUUCAGUUCUCCAAGUGGACUUAUCACCUGUCCUAUGGAGACCCGACGAAGGAGAAGAUCUCUGACUUCAGGAGGGUAACCAGCCGAACGGACGAAGACGAAAAAAAGCCUAAAAUCAAAUUCAAAGUUGUUCCUCCACCUCCAAAACCCAAAGCCGAGCCACCUCCGCCGCCGCCCCCGCCCUCCAGGAGGUCUUCUUCCCCCAAACCUCACAGGCAGAAACGCAAAGUGGAAGUAGACGUGUUUCGGUUGUGUUGGAGGGAGUCCUGGAAGAGCCUGAAGCCUCCGAAGUACCUUUACCUGAAGGCCAGCGAGGCUAGAGAAAGAAGGGCCGUGCUGAUGGCCAUAGAGUGUCCCAAAAACAGGAAAUACAAAGCAAAGACGUGUGGAUGGGACGCUGAAUGCACGGCCCUGAUUCACAAAUGGAGUCAUUCCUGGAAGCAGGUGAAAGGCCCGGCUCAGUCAGAGCCCUCAGAGGACAGAGACUUUCAGUGGGACGCUCUGUUUGAAAGAUCCUUGGCCGUCAAUGUGGAAUUAGGAAAAUAUUCUCUCCCAGUUUGGGCUGGAACCUGGAAGAUCAUGAACUUUCCCUUCAGGCAGCAGAAGAAGAACUGGGACUGUGGUUGGGAAAGCUACCAGCAGGACCGGAGCAACAAGCUGGAUAAACUGGACCUGAUACAGCAACAGAUGGAUCAGGACGAGCCUGAAGGCUGGGAGGAUUCGUGGAAACUAUCCGGAGCAGAAGAUGUAACCGGCGGCACGUUCAGGAUGAGCAUAAACGCCUGGAUGAUGCCAGGAUGGAGCAGAUCCUGCAUGCUGGCUGCAGCUCCUCCUGAGGAACACGAAGAACGGCAGAAAAGCUGGAGCUCCUGCUGGGGAUUCCUGCAGCAGAUCAGGUGGCGCCAAGCUUCCAUCUUCUCCCAUCAUCAACACAGCAGCCAGCUGAGCAGGAGGCGGAGCAGCAUGAACCUCCUCCUCACUUCCGGUCUGACGGAGGACGGCAUCAGCGUCAGCGAGUGGACGGAGGCCUGGAAGGGUCCAAAAGGACAAAACACGCUGGAGGCAGAGGAAACCACAGAUGAGGAGGGGGAAGAGGGAGAGGAAGCAGUGGGCAAUCAGGAUGAAGAAGAAGAGGACGAAGGAAUGGAGGAGGAGGAAGAGGAAGAGGAGGAGGAAGAGGAGGAGGAGGAGGAGGAGGAGGAGGAGGCUCUCAGUAGGAAUAAGGAGAACAAGGAGGAGAUCUGCACAAUAAUACACCAAGGCUUUAGCAAGAAGAUAGAGCAUGAUGAUGAUAAUGAUGAGGAGGAUGAGGAGGAUGAAGGGGUAGAUGAGGAGGAGGAAGAUGAAGAAGAUAAAGAU